Messenger RNA from Thermothielavioides terrestris NRRL 8126, 2111 nucleotides. RefSeq lists its product as uncharacterized. The record is from RefSeq and is a predicted model, not a curated record. Bases 192 to 2036 code for a protein of 614 amino acids. The transcript is spliced from 6 exons. Gene Ontology annotation, cellular component: plasma membrane; cytoplasm; cytosol. NCBI's taxonomy places the organism in Eukaryota, Fungi, Ascomycota, Sordariomycetes, Sordariales, Chaetomiaceae. Gene Ontology annotation, biological process: cellular response to unfolded protein; vesicle-mediated transport; protein refolding. Gene Ontology annotation, molecular function: heat shock protein binding; ATP binding; ATP hydrolysis activity.
GGGGCGGUUGCAGGAGGCUGGUGGGGAAGAAGGCGGCGAGGCGGAGAAGAAAAAAAGUUCGGCGCACUCUGAAAAUUUCAGAAUUUAAAGACCAUCCAGUCUGCCCCACGCUGACCCGGUCUUUCCUUCUUCGUGCGCCAGACUCAAUUUACUCGAAGACUCGCACAUCAGCAACACCACCAAUCUUCAGAAUGGCGGACGAAGUCUACGACGGUGCCAUUGGCAUCGAUCUCGGCACCACCUACUCUUGCGUUGCCACGUACGAGGGCACCAAUGUCGAGAUUAUCGCCAACGAGCAGGGUAGCUUCACAACGCCCUCGUUCGUCUCCUUCACCGAGGAGGAGCGCCUGAUUGGUGAGGCGGCCAAGAACCAGGCCGCCAUGAACCCGAAGAACACGGUCUUCGAUGUCAAGCGUCUGAUCGGCCGCCGCUUUGACGACCCUACCGUCAAGAAGGACAUGGAGUCAUGGCCCUUCAAGGUCGUCGAUGACAACGGCAACCCGAAGGUCGAGGUUGAGUACCUGGGCAGCACCCACACUUUCUCGCCUCAGGAGAUCUCCGCUAUGGUUCUCUCCAAGAUGAAGGAGAUUGCCGAGGUCAAGCUGGGCAAGAAGGUUGAGAAGGCCGUCAUCACUGUGCCGGCCUACUUCAACGACAACCAGCGCCAGGCCACCAAGGACGCCGGUGCGAUCGCUGGUCUCAACGUCCUCCGCAUUAUCAACGAGCCCACUGCUGCAGCUAUCGCCUACGGCCUUGGCUCUGGCAAGUCCACCAAGGAGCGCAACGUGCUCAUCUACGAUCUCGGCGGCGGUACCUUCGAUGUCUCGCUCCUCAACAUCCAGGGCGGCGUCUUCACUGUCAAGGCUACUGCUGGUGAUACCCACCUUGGUGGCCAGGACUUCGACACCAACCUUCUUGACCACUGCAAGAAGGAGUUCAUGCGCAAGACGAAGAAGGACCUUUCGGGCGAUUCCCGCGCUCUCCGGAGACUGAGAACUGCUUGCGAGCGCGCCAAGCGGACGCUUUCGAGCGGUACUCAGACCACCAUCGAGAUCGACUCCCUCUUCGACGGCGAGGAUUUCAACAUGCAGAUUACGCGUGCCCGUUUUGAGGAUCUGAACGCCAAGGCAUUCACCGGCACCCUCGAGCCGGUUGCCCAAGUUCUCAAGGACGCCAACAUUGAGAAGAGCCAGGUCGAUGAAAUCGUCCUCGUCGGCGGUUCCACGCGUAUCCCUCGCAUCCAGAAGCUCCUGAGCGAGUUCUUCGAUGGCAAGAAGCUCGAGAAGAGCAUCAACCCAGACGAGGCCGUUGCCUACGGUGCCGCCGUCCAGGCCGGUAUCCUCUCGGGCAAGGCCACCUCGGCCGAUACGUCUGACCUCCUCCUCUUGGACGUUGUUCCCCUGUCCCUGGGUGUCGCUAUGGAGGGCAACAUCUUCGCCCCCGUCGUCCCCCGCGGCCAGACCGUCCCCACCAUCAAGAAGAGGACAUUCACGACGGUCGCCGACAACCAGCAGACCGUCCAGUUCCCCGUGUACCAGGGUGAGCGCGUCAACUGCGAGGACAACACCUCUCUGGGUGAAUUCACCUUGGCUCCGAUCCCUCCCAUGAAGGCUGGCGAGCCCGUCCUCGAGGUUGUCUUCGAGGUCGAUGUCAAUGGUAUCCUCAAGGUUACCGCCACCGAGAAGACGUCUGGCCGCAGUGCCAACAUCACCAUCUCCAACUCUGUUGGCAAGCUCUCGGCUAGCGAGAUCGAGAGCAUGAUCAGCGAUGCCGAGAAGUUCAAGAGCAAGGACGAGGCUUUCAGCAAGCGGUUCGAGGCUAAGCAGCAGCUCGAAUCGUACAUCUCGCGUGUAGAAGAGAUCAUCUCCGACCCCACUCUGUCUCUCAAGCUCAAGCGGGGCCAGAAGGACAAGAUUGAGCAGUCGCUGAGCGAGGCCAUGGCCCAGCUCGAGAUUGAGGAGUCCACGGCUGAGGACCUGAAGAAGAAGGAGCUUGCUCUCAAGAGGCUGGUUACCAAGGCCAUGUCCUCGCGGUAAACAACUUAACGCUUGAUGGAUGACUAGUCUCGACCACAUAGAGAUAUGGGGGCGUAUUGGGCGGCGAUUACGAAG